AUGCGCAACGGGGGUGCAGGAGAGAGGGGGUGCAAUGGGGGUCUUAAUACCCAACAGGGUGCAGGAGAGAGAGGCAGUGGGGGUCUUAAUACCCAACAGGGGGCAGGAGAGAGAGAGGCAACAGGAGGCAGAAGAGAGGGGGGGGCAAUGGGGUCUAAUUACCCAACAGGGGCAGGAGAGAGGGGGUGCAAUGGGGGUCUUAAUACCCAACGGGGGCAGGAGAGAGAGGCAACAGGGGGGCAGGAGAGAGGGGCAAUGGGGAUCUUAAUACCCAACAGGGGGCAGAAGGGAGAGAGGCAAUGGGGGUAUUAAUACCCAACAGGGGGGCAGGAGAGAAAGAGGCAAUAGGAUUGUAAUACCCAACAGGGGGCAGGAGAGAGAGGCAAUGGGGGUCUUAAUACCCAACAGGGGGAAGGAGAGAGAGGGACAAUGGGGGUAUUAAUACCCAACAGGAGGCAGGGGAGUGGGGCAAUGGGUUUCUUUAUAACCAGCAGUAGCGAGGGGUAAUGGGAGUCUAUAAUACACUGUGUGCUGGUAAAUAGGGACCUUCUUACACCAUAACCUUAUAGCUGCAGUUAUAAUACACCGUUUGCAGGGAGACAGGGAAUCUCCUUACACCAUAACCUUAUUGCUGCAGUUAUAAUACAGUGUGCGAGGAGACAUGGGACCUUCUUACACCAUAACCUUAUAGCUACAGUUAUAAUACACUGUGUGCGGGGAGACAGAAGACCCCAUUACACCAGAAGUCCCUGCCUCUUGUCAGGAGGUUCUGAUUAUCUCAACAUGCAGACAGUGUCAGUUGACUCAGAGCACUUAGUGCCGACUGCUUACUUUGCCAAGGAUCUUCUGCCACCAAAUGUCUUUGUGAACUGUAAUCAGAAUAUUGUGUGUUUCUUUGGAUGUCCUACACCGUAAUCUGAUUGGAUGCAUAAUAUGGGUACUUUCUCCCAGCACUGUGUGUGUAUAUAUUUAUAUAUUUCUUUGUGCGUUUAAAGAAUUAAUGCAUUUAAAUGUAUCUUUAUAGCUCAUUGUGGAUGUCACAGCCUAGUGCACAUCGAGGGCAUGUUACCACGGAUAUUGAACUUGGCCAGUAUUUGGACCCGGUGCUAGUCACUGGCCCACGGAAUGUUCUGCUCUUUCUUCAGGAGAAGGUACGGGCGAGUUAACCUACUGUUUCAAUUAUGUGACUUUACUGUGCAGACACAUGAUAUUCUGCCAUGUUUAGACUAGCAGUGCUCAAAAUGCAAAUCCCUUCAAUAUAUUCUUCCGUUUCUUGUCAACUUUUUUUAUUUUAUUUUUAUUGAGAUGAUAGCAAAUAAUAUAUGACAAGAAAGACUAGGAUGUGACAAAACAAAUGGUGAAUAGAAAAGAACAUAAUAGUAAAGGCCUUGCUGGUAGAGGAGAACAUCUCAUUUUAAAUUGGGUAGAAUAAACAAAUGUGUGAGUAUGCAAGCAAAUAGUUAACAGAAGAACACCCCAAAAAGGACAACAGUACUAAAAGAAAGUGGCACUGCAUUGAACGCUAGCCUGAACCAUCCGAUUCCAAAUCUGCAGGAUGAGGACCAGCCUAUAACGUGCAGUCCCAUGUAGCUCAGAUUAACCUGCUGCAGCCCUUCUCCCAUCUUCUACUAGGUUUCCAAAGCAGUAGUUGCAAUUUUGGGGGGCAAUGGAAAAGGCAUUUACACAUUUCCAGGCCCAAGUCUAACUCCAAACUCCAACAGGCCCAGUCCAGUGUUUUUUCUGCUCCCAAUAUACAUGUAGUAGUAGAAUUUGUCCGCAUUAGCCUGGUAGGGAGAGUUUUCUGCUUGCCAUCAGACCUAGUGAUAGUCCCCACUGUAGAAUUACUCACAAUUGUAGUGAUUGAUUGCUACAAUACUUUUUUUGCCUACUCACUGGAGGAGACUGCGUUCUGUUUUGCGUGGCUGCCAAUCAAGACGGGAAACCAGUGAAAAUGAGGUCCAGUUUGGACAUCGUAGUCCGUGUGUGUCAUCUCCGGUUUCCCCUUUACCAUCUUGAAAUUGACAAGGCUAUAAGAUGCAGGUAUAUCAGUCGAAAGGGAGAUCAAUUUGCUAGCGCCGAACAGUUGGGUAAGUCGCCAAGAGAGCAGCUGUCGUUCCCACGCCAGCCCUUUCAUGAUCUGGGCAAUUAGUUUGAGCACCGCAUGAAAUGUGGUGUCAUCAGGUUCAGGGAAGAGCCCUCUCUCAGCUAGAUGCUUUAAUUGCUUAAGCCACACCGGGCACAGGAGCUCGCUCAACAUGCGUCUGCACCACUUGGAUGUCAGUUCCAUCCCCCAUAAAUUCUUACUUUAACCCCCUUCUUCAUUAAGCAGAGUUCCUUGACAAUGUUUGGCCAAUUAAUUUCUUCCUUUUUCUUUUUUUUUUCUUUCAGUUAGACAAUUUUUUAGAGGGUUUUAUUCACAAACAAGUCACUUCUGUCUGGUAGGGUUAGUCAACUCUGAAACCAUUCAUUUCUCCCAACCCCCACUACAUUCAAGAUCUAGCUUCCUCUUUUUGUGAUUUUGUCAGUUAGGUUAGUGACAGAUUUGUAAAGUGAAAUUCUAACAUACAUUAUUAUGAUUAUCUAGAAUCUCCAUUAAUUUCUGACCUUGCUGUAGGAGAAUAAUUUCAAGCAAGUGGUUGUAGAGAGUGGUCUAGUAAUAAUUGGUGAAUACUCGAGUCUCUAGUGAACUGUUUUGCCAGAGAUGCUAAAGCAGUAUUGUCACUCGUAGAAUGCCCCACCUCCCCCCAAGGUGACAUUCCUAUAAUGGGGUGUGGGGGGCGGCAUUUUUACCUGAAAGGUUCUAUGGAAACACAGAAGUUUUUUUUUUUUUCAUUCUAUAUUGCUUGUUUACUAUGUCAUGUGUGCAUGGUAUGACUCCAAUUCCUAUCAUCCAUCAAGUUAGCCCUGGUGCAAAAUAUUAAGUUGGAGCUAACAGAAAGUGACGCGUCCAGGUAGGGAGCACUUUGAUUUCUGGAUUUUGUUGGAAUUUCAGUAAAAAAUACUUUCUGGGUUGUUUAUAAAUAUUAUGCAUGGAAAAAUGUAAAACGGACUACAAAAAAUACAGUAAAAUCAUAGAAAUAACGAAAAUCUGCUGAACAUUAAUUUUUGGGUGUGUUUAAUAAUCCUUCAUUUAACCUCCUCCUAGUGGGCAAAUCUGGUUCCUUGUUGGAGCCUGGGGGUUGUGCCUGUACAUCUUUGUAGCGGAGGCCUGGUAUUCCCCAGGUUAACUCCAUUAAAGAUCCCAGUGAGGCUCAGGAACAAGUAGUAAAAAUACCAUAAAGUAAUAAUUCCAGCAAGCAAGGUAAUCCACGAAUAUCCCCAUACAGAUCCCAAUGACUGGACGACACACAGCAUCAGGAGCAGAACAGAACUUUUAAUCACACAACCUCCUUUUAAGCAUUCUCGCAUGCAAGGGAGGGAUUCAUCAUAAUUAGGACAGUAACCAAUAAUGUCACAGUUACCUCCCACACAUCUCCUCCCCUCAGUGUGACACAUAAUCCCAUUAUAUCUGCUGCAAUUUUCGCCGAGUUCUGGAUGUACCCCAAAACAGUUAGGUACAAGGGGCUAAGUGGUACCCCAUGGUAGCCCUGAUCUGGGUGACUAACAUAUCCAAAAUUCACCCAGAUCAGACCAGGGGUUCGGGAGUUAUGUGGAAGGGACAAUUUGACCGACCGCACACGAGGGGGUAGCCGAAAAGGGUUCCAUGCGUUUUGGCUCUGCAGUCGGUCUCCGUUCAGGAGGUAAAACACACAUAAAAACCUGACAUCCAUGAUUAACAUUGCAUUCGCAUGAAUCCCCUUGUUCAGUACUUUUUACCGAAAGGGGGGCUGAUUAGCCUUCCCGUUCAGGAGUUACGGAGCGCUGGAGGUCUCAGCGGUGUUCGUGUAAUUGAGUGUCCGAUUUGAGUUCCAGACACUCGACGACCAAAUACCGCUAACGUUUUUGUGCGUAAGAUGGCUGCUGCCACGUGUUCGUAUGCCGAAUGGCGGCCACCCAGAUACAUGCACAAAGUACCAAUUAACCUGCGGUUAGAGAAGUGUGAAGACUAAUAAGGUACACACUUCUCUCUGGGGUGGUCUAUUGGUUCGGUAGUUUUCAUUCGUAUGGAGUAGGGAUGGAAACUACCGAACAAUCAUACAAAUACUACAUACAGUUUUAACUAUACAGAAGAAUAAACACACGAAUUGCAGUUUUAACACAGUCUUUUAGGACAGCCUUAAUACCAUCCGCUACAAUCUUAUUUCUGUAUUUAAUUUUCUUCAUAUGUUUCUUUUUUGUGGCAGCUGAGCAUUGAGGACUUCACAGCAUUUGGGGGAGUUUAUGGAAACAAGCAGGACAGUGCUUUUCCAAACCUUGAGGUUAGUGUCUAUUUGUGGCUGUAUGUACAUCGCUUUUAGUGUUGCAUGUUCUGAAAACACUAAAUGUAGCUAAUGGUGGGGCUUUCACAAUUAAUGGGAAGGGUGGGGGUGACAUUGACAAGGAAAAGUGUCAGUUUCAGAUAGAGGUUAAUAGAUUAAGGGUAUCGUAUCCUUGAUAGGUGAGGGCUAGCGAUAUGGGAAGAGGAGCAAAUACACCACAUUCACACAAACACAUCGCUGCAUCUACUUACAGAACUCUACCCCCAGUAUUCAUCCACACUGACACUUCACACAAACACAUCGCUGCAUUCAUCCACACUGACACUUCACACAAACACAUCGCUGCAUUCAUCCACACUGACACUUCACACAAAUGCACUCUCACAGUGGAUUUCUAUUUAUGGAGCAUCCUGGGGGUUUAAAGGGGGUUCAUUGUGUAUUUUUACUACAGCACAAUCCAUGUUCAAUUGGUUUUGUAGAGCAUUAUGGAAUCCUCUCCAUCUUCCCUGGUUCUCCCAGCAGUGGAUUGGUAUGCGGCUAACAUCCUCUCCACCUAUCUGAAAGAGAAGAUUGGGGUCAGUCCUCUGCACGUUGAUCAGUCCACACUACUAGAGCUAAAAUUAAACGAAAGUAUUCCAUCUCUGCUUGUGGUCAGGUUGCCAUAUGCGAAUAGGUAAGGAUGCCGAGGGAAAUUAGGCCCAGGGUCAGGAAUUUUGCAUUUAAUAGACUGUUACAUUGUGAUCUUUUCAUGCUUCUCAUACACAGCGUUUAAAGAUACUCUGUAUCAAUAUAUCACAAUAUACAGAGCGCCGAUACACCGUAUAAAGAUAUUCCUCACUCUGUAUCAAUAUAUCACAAUAUACAGAGCGCCGAUACACCGUAUAAAGAUAUUCCUCACUCUGUAUCAAUAUAUCACAAUAUACAGAGCGCCGAUACACCGUAUAAAGAUAUUCCUCACUCUGUAUCAAUAUAUCACAAUAUACAGAGCGCCGAUACACCGUAUAAAGAUAUUCCUCACUCUGUAUCAAUAUAUCACAAUAUACAGAGCGCUGAUACCCUGCAUAUACAGGUUGUUCCUUGGUAUUGGAGAGGACCGAUUGCCCAGCCAGCGACAUAAUUUUUGUUUACCUUUUUUUUUUUUUUAAAUGUGAGAAUGAUUGUGCAAAUUUAAUGAACAUAUUGUCUUUUGUAGUGCUGGAAUAAUGACUACUAAAGAUGUCCUUGGUUUUUAUGAUAUAUUUUUGAUGUAUCUUCCAGUUUGGGAUUUUCAAAAUCCAUGGGUUUCUAGGGCAGCUGAACUGGUCAAUAGCCCAUAUUUUAAUGCUAUUCAUAGCCCGAAUGUUAAACCUCUGUUAUCGCUAAUUUAACUUUUUGCUUUUGUCAAAGAUGUAAAUGUGAACAUCAAAGCUUAGUAUCCCUAUUUUGGAUUUACUGUAGAUGUUUUACAUGUUUCUGGAUCUCUUCUUGCAGAUGAGGUGAUUGGUCAGGUCCUGAGCACGCUGAAAUCUGAGGGUGUUCCCUAUACGGCAAUACUGACUGCACUCCGACCAUCACGGGUAGGUCUGGUGUAAAUUAAAGGGACUUUAAGCACAAAAACAACUUAAAAGGUUACACCAACCAAAAUUUGUGUUUUCUUAAAAAUAUAAAAAACUGUUGCUGUAGUAACCCUUUCUAUGGUGGUUUGCUAAAAACAAAACUAUUCAUAUCAACUUGUUCUACAUUGUCCUAUUUAUUCUCCUUUAGAACUUUACUAAGGGAGGAGAAUUGGAGGACAUACAUUAGAUUCUGUGUAUCUGUAACUCUGAGGGAUUGGAGGAUGUGCAUUAGGUUCUGUGUAUCUGUAACUGUGGGGAUUGGAGGAUGUACAUUAGGUUCUGUGUAUCUGUAAUUCUGAGGGAUUGGAGGAUGUGCAUUAGGUUCUGUGUAUCUGUAACUGUGGGGAUUGGAGGAUGUACAUUAGGUUCUGUGUAUCUGUAACUGUGAGGAUUGGAGGAUGUGCAUUAGGUUCUGUGUAUCUGUGGGGAUUGGAGGAUGUACAUUAGGUUCUGUGUAUCUGUAAUUCUGAGGGAUUGGAGGAUGUGCAUUAGGUUCUGUGUAUCUGUAACUGUGGGGAUUGGAGGAUGUACAUUAGGUUCUGUGUAUCUGUGGGGAUUGGAGGAUGUGCAUUAGGUUCUGUGUAUCUGUAACUGUGGGGAUUGGAGGAUGUGCAUUAGGUUCUGUGUAUCUGUGGGGAUUGGAGGAUGUACAUUAGGUUCUGUGUAUCUGUAAUUAUCGGUUAUUGUCUGUCUUAUAUCCAGGUGAUCCAGGAAUCUGCAUUUGCUGUGGGUAAUUUGGGUCGACAGCUACUUGAGACAGCACAGCAAAACAAUAGCUACCCCCCCGUGUUCUUUAAUGGUUCAGAUAACACUCCGUGCAUCCUAUUCUGGGCCACCAAUAUUUCUGUUGUAGUGAAUGGUUCGAGGCUGGACUUGACAAACAGGACAUUUAUUACAAAGGAUGUAGAUGUGACUGAAUCCCACUGCAACACUAGCAGUGCCAAGUAAGUGAUCGGCGUUGAUCUGUUUAAAAUAAGGUAGUGAAGUAAGGGCUGUGUAUUACUCCCACCUUCAUGUCCACGCCUGUGACCGUAGCAUGUGAUUUAGUAAAUGUCAUGGAGUGGCCCCUUCGUCUUUAAUAUACAAUUUUUUUCCUUUUCAGGCUGGUGCUGAAUUACAAUAAUGCUGUUGGGAGUAACCCUUUGACAUUAUCGUAAGUGCUGGGGGUGGUAAAUUGUGGGCUUAUUGUAUGCAUUUUGGUGGGGGGGGGUUACUUUCUAUAUUCAAACAGGAAAUUGUUCAGCUGUUUAGUACAAGGUUUUUGCGUGGAAGUGGGUAAAUGGAUCUGAUACAGCACAAUGUUCUUUACUUUGUCAUGGGAGGGUGAGAGGUUAGCCAUAACACGCUGUUCAUUAGACGGGGGCUGGUAGCCAUUUCACGCUGUUCAUUAGACGGGGGUUGGUAGCUGUAGCGGAGGCCUGAUAUUCCACAGGUUAACUCCACUAAGAUCCCAGUGAGGCUCAGGAACAAGUGAUGAAGAAUCCCAUAAAGCAAUAAUUCCAGCAAGCAAGGUAAUCCAAGAAUAUCCCCAUACAGAUCACAAUGACUGGACGACACACAGCAUCAGGAGCAGAACUAACUUUUAUUCCACACAACAUCCUUUUAAGCAUUUCUCCCAUGCAAGGGAGGGAUUCACAUUCAUUAGUACAGUACCCAAUGGAAUCGCAGUUACCUCCCACACAUCUCCUCCCCUUAGUAUGACACUUAAUCCCAUUACCCAGGUUAUAGUUUUCCCCAAGUUCUGGAUGUACCCUAAGAUUAGCAGAUACACCAAUACUUUGGGUACUCCCUGGUAGCCCUGAUCUGGGUGACUAACAUAUCCAAAAUUCACCCAGAUCAGACCAGUGGUUCGGGAGUUAGGUGGGGGGUGUAAUUCGACCGACCGCACACGAGGUGGUAUUCGAAAAGGGUUCCAUGCGUUUCGGUCUCCGUUCGGGAGUUGAAAGACGCAUAAAAAACUGCCUUCCACUAAUACAUUUACGUUUGCAUGAUUCCCCUCAUUCAGUACUUUAAACUUACCGAACGGGGGGCUGAUUUGCCUUCCCGUUCGGGAGUUACGGAACUCUGGAGGUGUCGGCAGUGUUCGGGUAAUCGAGUGUCCGAUUUGAGUUCCAGACACUCGACGACCAAACACCGCUGAGCCUUUCGUGCGUAAGAUGGCCGCCGCUACGUGUUCGCAUGCCGAAUGGCGGCCACCCAGUUACCAACAUAAAACACCUAUUAGUCUGCGGUUAGCGAGCAAUUUGCAGCUUAACGAGGGACACACUUCACUCUGGGGUGGUCUAUUAGUUCGGUAGUUUCCAUUCGUAUGAAAUACAGAUGGAAACUACCGAACAAUCAUACGAAUUCUACUUACAAUUAACUAUACAGCAGAAACAACCCACGAAUUGCAGUUUUAACACAGUCUUUUAGGACAGCCCUAGUACCAUCCGCUAUAGUAGCCAUUACACGCUGUUCAUUAGACGGGGGUUGGUAGCCAUUACACGCUGUUCAUUAGAGGGGGGUUGGUAGCCAUUACACGCUGUUCAUUAGACGGGGGUUGGUAGCCAUUACACGCUGUUCAUUAGACUGGGGUUGGUAGCCGUUACACGCUUUUCCUUAGACUGGGGUUGGUAGCCGUUACACGCUGUUCAUUAGACGGGGGUUGGUAGCCGUUACACGCUGUUCAUUAGACGGGGGUUGGUAGCCGUUACACGCUGUUCAGUAGGCGGGGGUUGGUAGCCAUGACACGCUGUUCAUCAUAAUAAAAAUUAAGUCCAUAUUAGUCCAGUACAAAUACUGCAUACUCAGGAUAUUUAUACAAUAUAUUUUUACACAUUUUCAAAAAUUAAAAAAAGAUCCUCAGCCAUGUGUCCUAAUUUCUGAAAUCCACAAAAAAGGAAGCCACACUCUUACUUAUAGAACCUAGGUGCUCCUAAUUUCUGGAGACAUCAUUGUAAAACCUGAUUUCUCCGCCAAGCCUGGUCCUCCCGAUGCAUUCUGUCUAUCGCACAAUAUCUUGCUGUGCUACAAAGUGCUGAUGGGAUAUGUCCGGCAGUAAUGAGGACAGAGUAUUCUAUACAGAUAAUGCGUGUAGUCCUCAAACGACAGCUUCUCGAUGUCUCUCAAUUAUUCUUUAGUGAGUCAUCGCGGUUGAGAAGCGAUGUGUUGCAAGCACAGUGCAUUCCUAUGAGUGGCAUUCUAUGACCUCAUGGACGUUAAAUGUCACAUGAUCGAGUGAAACUCUGUCAUUACAUUAGAACCACCUCUACUGGAAGCUGGUCAAUGGAAACAUUGCUAUUCUACAAUACACCAUGUUUUACAUUGCAAGGUUCAAACUAUAUUCAUUGAGAUUGCAUGGUCUGAGUGUCUUUCGUGGUCUUAUAUAUGAAAGAAAUGUAUUGUCAAUGUAAAGACAUAAUACUCAAUACAGAAGGUCCAGCAAAAGGUACCUGCUGUAGACUUCAUUGGCAUGUGUAUGUAUAUCAAUGAUUAAUCCAGUGUGAGAUUUCACAUUUCAGUGCACCUUGAUUCUUGUCUUCUGCCAUAAUCUGUGUUUCUAUAUUUCUCUACAGCUUCCAGUUUUCCAGCCGCUUUUACUCUGUGUCUGGUCGCUGGUGGUUCACAUUGAACCAAGUGCAGAUAGAUUACAACAGCCAGAAUGCUACCUUCCUGGCUCCGCAAGUCACCGCGCCCAGCAAUUAUUCUUUCCACUGCCAGUAUGUCAAUGACAAUGCAUUGUACGGUGGUCUUCUUGUGAGCAACACCAGCAAAGCAUCCAGUUCCUCCAACUGGAAUCUGGAGAUGGUUGACUUCCAGGUAGUGUGUGUGUGUGUGUGUGUGUGUGUGUAUGUAUGUGUAAUAUAUAUAUAUAUAAUGUUUUGUAAAUGGGUAGAUGUUCCAAGUCGCAUAGUCUGGUAAUUGUUUUAUUUAUUUUUGAUGUGUAAAUUUUCCUUCCCAGAUCCAGGCUUUUAAUGUGACAGGCAUGAAAUUUUCUUAUGCAAGUGACUGUGCCAGCUUCUUCUCCCCUGGAAUCUGGAUGGGUCUCAUCACAACACUGCUGUUCGUCUUUAUUCUUACCUUUGGACUGCACAUGGUCAUGAAUUUGAAGACUAUGGAUCGGUUUGAUGACCCGAAGGGCCCAACAAUAUCUGUUCCCCAGACAGAGUGA
Messenger RNA from Pelobates cultripes (western spadefoot toad), 10103 nucleotides. Lineage: Eukaryota; Metazoa; Chordata; Amphibia; Anura; Pelobatidae. The record is from the annotation of a GenBank genome assembly.